AGUCAAUAAAGUUUUGACAGGAGAAAAAAAGGAGGCUGAGUGAGAGGAGAUGAAGCUAGCUAUCAUUAGCAGUUGUUCUACAGGAGGAAACUACAGUUAACAGCUAGUUGCAUUUGUACAGAACAAUCAAACAUAUCUUAUCGCAUCUUUUCCUGCCAAUACAGCAAUAAGGACAGUGGAUCUUCUUACAGUCACCCUCAGGAGCUGUCCACCCCCUCAGCUCUGAAGAUGGAGGAGGACCAUGUUCACUGUAUGUCCUGUGUUAACCAGAGAUGCACAGUCAGACCUGAACCAGGCAUUUCUUGUGAUCUUAUCAACUGUCCUCUAGUGUGUGGGGCUGUAUUUCACUCCUGCAAAGUUGAUGAGCACCACCUUAUGUGCCCACUGGUGAGGGUCCCCUGCUUAAACAGCGGCUAUGGUUGCCCCGUCACCCUGGUGCGCAACCAAAUGUAUGGACACCUUGAGGUGUGUCCGGCUGGAGUUGUGUGCUGCACCAUGGAGUGGAACAGAUGGCCUGUUAGCUGCCUGGACUAUACUUCCUAUGAGAGCCUGAGUCGUGGGGUGGAGGAGGUGGAGCAGCUAGACAUGCAACUUGCCCUUCAAGACCAGCGCACACUACUGGAGUCCCUCAAGGUGAUUGCAAUGGCACCUACUGCAGAGGGAGAACCACUUGUCCUGGGUAGUAAGGCAAACAGGACAAUGGAUUCAGCUAUGCUAACACCUGCCCUUGAGGCCUCCACCCUUACAGAGUCACCUUCACAGUUAUCAUCCUCACAUCAGUCACAACCUCCCCCACCAGGUUCGGCAAAGGAGAAGAUUGUCAGUGGAAUAAAUGGCUUGAAUGAAGAGCACUUCAGUAAACUUUAUGAGGCCACAGUUGAGACUGCAAGAAGCUUAGCUGCUGCUUUAGACUUUGUUAGCAGUGCCAGUUCUGUUGGCGUCAGCACAGAGUGUGUGAACAGAGAAGCCACUAUGCAAAAGAGUAGUUUGAGCAGCAAUGGAGACCUUCAGAACGGACUGGCAGACAGAACACCUGUAGCUGCUGAUGAUUUGAAUACAGGAGAGAUGGAGGAGAAAAGUGUUUGUUCUAGCUGUUUGAGUGGAAAUGAAGCUACUAAAGGUACAGAUCUGAAGAUUUUAAACUCAACAAAUGGGCCACAGUCAGGAGCAAUGGAUGACUCUCCAGAGAUAGCCUGUCCAGUUGAGGUGCAAGAUGACAGUGUUUUUAAAGAGCUAGUGACCCCUCAAAUGACAUCUCCAGUGCAUAUCAGCCAGGGUGUGGCACAGAGGGCUGGUCACGUGGUCUUGGAAGACAGAGGGCUAGUUCUUUUAGAAAACCAUAGGUCUGAGCGCAAGUUCCACAAUUACCAAUUUUUCAGGGGCCAGGGCCAGUGCUCAUUACCUAAUGGACGGAUAGGUUACAUCCCAGACAGGUCACUGUAUAGACUCCGACCCAAAAUGGAGGACAAGGCAGUGGAUACCUCAGAUCUGGAGCAGGACGACAACCCCAUGGGUCUAGGAGAGAUAGAUCUGAUCACAGCAGCCCUGCUCUUCUGUUUAGAAGAGUCCAGAGAGUGUAGAAGGAUCUCUGACACAGUCUAUGUUGACGGCUACCGUGUAGACUUUGGCACGCAGACUUUCACUUUUCCUGCAGCAAUCUUGGUAACAAACACUAGAGUAGGUGACAUGGCCUCUGCAUCUGCCUGUGAUCACGCUGCCCCUCAGCUCUCCUACCCGAGCCCUUUCCGCACUCUCCGUCUCGGUCUUGUCCUUGAAGCUCUGGAGGUGGAGGCUGUCCCUCAUAACCGCUACCUCCCUAACAACCCACGUUACCAGCACAUGUUCCCCUUCAUCUGUGGUCAGUCAUUCCGCCGGGACCAGUUUUCUUCCCAUUUCACAAAUGUCCAUGGUGACAUUCACGCUGGCCUCAAUGGUUGGAUGGAGCACCGCUGCCCUCUGGCAUAUUAUGGCUGCACAUUUUCCCAACGGAGGUUUUACCCAUCCACCCAGGGGGCAAAGGUGGUUCAUGACAGGAACCUCAGGUCCUUUGGGGUUCAGCUUUGCCCAAGGGCAAAACUUCCAGGAGACUCCCAGUCCGAUCAAUUUAGUGGGCUGCCCAUUGAGAUACUGUGGCACAUAGCGGGGUUCCUAGACAGUUUUAGCCUGUGCCAGCUGUCAUUAGUUUCACGGACUAUGAGGGAGGUGUGUGCCAGUCUCCUCCAGACCAGGGGCAUAGUGGAGCUGCAGUGGGAGCGAAAACGAGGCGCUGGUGCUCAUGGCACUGUGUCAUGGCAGAUCAAAAACAGAGUGUGGAGAUUCAGCACUGCCUUCAGCCCGGUGUUGUCAUGGGGUUUCACUGACCUCCCCAGCAUGUCGGACCAUCUUAAAAAGUGCCACUUCAACGUAGUGGAGCACAAGACAGAACCAAUACCCCUCCCUGCUAUGUGCACUGCCAGAGAUGGACACUCACUCCGUCGCGUCCUGCGUCAUGUUAACACCUGACCAAACAAGGCUAACCUCUCGUAGCUGCAUGAGAGUCACUGUGGUAUUAUGUGGAUGUUGCAAUUAAAGUUUUUCUGUUUUGACAAAAAAAUGUAUUCUUUCCGUGUUACACUAUAGAUUACAAAGAAGCCUUAAUGAAAUAACACCCUACUUGUCACAAUGAAGGUCUGUUGUCGUGGGUGAUCCUUAUGUGGAGAAGAAACAUUAACCAUUUAGCUUUGCAUGAAUUUUUGCCGAAAAAUGCACCCUUACUCUGGUAAUAAAGUAUAUUUUCUUGACGACAAAUAUGCACAAUAGAUUUAUAUCAUUCUAUAUGAUACACUGACGUAGAAGUGGAAAGAGAUUUGAAUGUUUUCACUAUCUUGCCUUUCAGUAGUAGCCAUGGGAAAAAGCAGAUUAUUGGUUAUAUUGCAUUAUUUCUGUGUGACAGAAGUUAUGCCAGCACUUUAUACAAGAUUUGCUAAUCCCUCCUAUGUGAUCCUAAAUGAGCUAGUUUCUCUGAACCCAGUUAAGGGUGUCAACCCAGUGCAAGUCUGUUGUCUGGGUUUGAGGUUGUGAGGACAUGAGUGAAAACGGAUGGAUAUUAAUAUGAGGAGAGCCCAAUAAUGCAUGUGAUUUGCUACCAUUUAAUAAAAUCUUUACAGCCUUUCA
Messenger RNA from Lates calcarifer (barramundi perch), 3153 nucleotides. Its product is annotated as F-box only protein 30-like. The record is from RefSeq and is a predicted model, not a curated record. Gene Ontology annotation, molecular function: zinc ion binding; protein binding; ubiquitin protein ligase activity. Lineage: Eukaryota; Metazoa; Chordata; Actinopteri; Centropomidae.